Megalobrama amblycephala (Wuchang bream) is the source of this 900-nucleotide messenger RNA. RefSeq lists its product as uncharacterized. The record is from RefSeq and is a predicted model, not a curated record. NCBI's taxonomy places the organism in Eukaryota, Metazoa, Chordata, Actinopteri, Cypriniformes, Xenocyprididae. Bases 98 to 748 code for a protein of 216 amino acids. The transcript has 2 exons.
CGUGUGUGCACGUGCGCUGUUUUGUGAUUUCAGAAGUUCACUGUGUUUCUGAGUGGACUCCUGCUGCUCUUUCUGCUUUUCGACUGGACAGAAGGUGAUGAAGAUGACACUGUGGACAUCAGUACUCUCACCCGUAUUAUUAACUUCUUCGAGCAGAACUACAAGAGAGUCAACGGGGUAUAUGAACGUCAGUACGCUGCAGCCAUCAAUGUGCCAAAGGAUCAGUGUCAACAGAACUUCAAUCAGAAAAAUGACUCAGGAGAAUGCGGUGACUGUGAGAAAUGCAAUUAAUGAUGACUCAAACGCACUUUACCAAGGUUCAGAGCUCAUCGCUGCAGGAACUAGGAAGGUUGUAUAUAAACAGAAGCAAUACAACAGGCAUUCAGAGUAUCUCCUGCUGAAUCCUGCUAACAACUCACCCAUGACCAGACUUUUGAACAGAAGAAAUCACGGCUGUUCUGUUUUCUACACAUUUAAUUUGGAUGCGACAGGCAGACACAGCAUUAUACAGGCUCUGAAGAACUGGAAAAGACAUGGUGGAAUUAAAGCUUUUGUCUUCAAGCAAUUCUGGAAGUAUGAUGAAACAAACACAGAAAAAGAUCUUCAGGCUGAGUUUAAGCAGAUUGUGGCUCAUGUUCCUCUCUUCCGCUGUGUGAGUGAGAAUCAGUGUUAUGCUUGUAAAGGGGAAGGAAACACUCCCAUAGACGCACACUGUCUGCCUCCAAAAGAGAUCAGUAGUGAACUGUAACAUUACAGGUCUUGUGAUUCUGUAUUAAGAUCUAUUCUCUUUUGUUUUAAAAUUCAGUAUGCAUAGAUUAACUAGUGAAAUCCAUUUAAAAAUAAUCUUGCUGUGGCAAGCAUUUUUGCAAAAAUUAUAGUAUCCUCUAUUGCAUUAGAAAU